Molecule: messenger RNA, 3105 nt
Organism: Portunus trituberculatus (swimming crab)
Lineage: Eukaryota; Metazoa; Arthropoda; Malacostraca; Decapoda; Portunidae
Product: betaine--homocysteine S-methyltransferase 1-like
Exons: 7
Coding region: 1116-2306 (396 amino acids)
Molecular function (GO): betaine-homocysteine S-methyltransferase activity; zinc ion binding
Source: RefSeq, a predicted model, not a curated record
UGACGGAACACGUACCCGUCAAUGUGAUAAUCAUCUAAACCACUGAAUUAAGUGACAAGCACGUGAUCAGUAAAAGCCUCACCUAUGAGUGUGGCGUUGUGCAAUAGUGAUGCAAUGAUAGUGUCCUUUAUAAUACACUACAUACUCAUGUGUAAGAUCAAUAUGUUCUGUCCGAAGGCAGGCCAUUAGCACUUCACUUUGGUGUCAUUAUAUGUUGUAUUUGGUGAAAGGCACAUAGCUUGACAAAAUUCUUCAUAUUCUGCCAAAGCCGCAUAACAUCGUUCAUAAUAUUACUUGUCGUAGUUGUUACUUUCUUUCAUCAUCAGAUGACUAGGAAGUACUUAAUGGGAAGAGGAUUUCAGGCCACUUCCUCUAAUGGGGUAUCUCUUUCAAUGAAGUGUGUGUUGAGCUCAACUCGGCAGAAUAUCCAUGCUUCAAGAAUAAAAUAAUUCUCGGAAAAUUCUCAAUCACCAGAAACUUACGUGUUUUCAGUAAUGGAUGAAGAUCCUGCAUGAAAUCUCAUAAACUCUGCAUCUGACAUGAAUAUAGCACACGCAGAGCUAAGAUGGCAGACACCAACGACCACAGCAAAAGAUAAACGACUGUUAUCAGUAGUUGACCAGAUAACCCCGAUUAGCGUUUGAAUCAAUCGCUACUAGAUCCAGGUCCUCUUAUCCACGAUAUAUGUAAUCUAAAGAUAUCACAUACUUACUUUACUCUCAUUAUGAUCGCUAGAGGCACAAGCCCCUCUUUCACGGGGUAUCUUGUCAGGCCAUAGGUUCUUUCCUCACUGGGUAGCGGUGUUCCAAGGUGUGGCGGAGGGUUUGACAUUGUUUUUAUAACUUGAUAAACACUGCCGUAUACCUGACUCUCGUAGACAGUAGUCUACCCUUCAUGUGUUAAUGCUAAUUGCUCAAGUCCCUCAUCCAGAUCAAAUGCUUCAUUCCCUUCCAUCUCUCUCUCUCUCUCUCUCUCUCUCUCUCUCUCUCUCUCUCUCUCUCUCUCUCAUUGUAAGUGUUAAAAGAAUAUACUAUAUAUAAUACAUAUGCAAUUAAAAAUUGGAAAUUUGAGUAUUUACAAUAUGAAAAAAACAAAAAAACAACACUGUGACAGCAAUGCAAGACGUGCUUGAGUUGCCAUCAGUGAUCCACGCUGACGCCUGGACCCAGACUGAAGAUUUUUCGUCCCGAGGUAUCAUUGUUAUAUUACAGGGAUUGCUUGAACGCCUUCAAGAUGGUUUAGUUGUAGGUGACGGAGGGAUGAUAUUCGCACUGGAGAGACGAGGAUACGUGGACGCAGGGAUAUGGACACCAGAAGUGGUAAUGGAACACCCUGAGGCUGUAAAACAGUUACAUCGAGAGUUCCUAAGAGCAGGCAGUGAUGUUAUACAAACAGUCACAUACAACGGUAGCCAAGAGAAACUCAAUAAGGCAUUGGGGAAUGAUGCUUUGACGUGUCAACAGAUAAACGACGCUGCUUGUCAAAUAGCACGAGAAGUGGCCAACGAAGGAAACGCGCUUGUGGCAGGAAGCAUCAACAAGUGUCCAGCCUAUAAAGAAGGCAAGGGCAAAGCUGCUGUUCAAGCUCAGAUGAGGGAACAACUCCAACCAUUUGUCAAGAACAAGGUCGACUUCGUCAUUCUUGAGUUCUUUUUCCAUGUGGAAGAGAUCGAGUGGGCCAUCGAAGAAGCAGCAAAGACUGGUAUGGUGGUGGUCGCUACCAUGGCUAUUAGUGUGAAAGGCGACGGUAAUGGCAUUCCUGCUGGAGAGUGUGCCGUAAGAAUGGCUAAAGCUGGAGCUCAAGUAGUUGGUGUGAACUGCUUGUUUGAUCCCGACACGACAGUGAGGACCAUCAAGGCCAUGAAGGCUGCUCUGAACAACGCUGGGCUUUCCCCGUAUCUCAUGACUCAACCCAAUGGUUUUAUGUGUCCCGGGGCAGGCACUCAAGGCUACCUUUCCUGUCCGGAAUUCCCUUAUGCUUUAGAGCCUCGCAUGGUGACAAGAUUUGACGUCCAUUCCUACGCCCGCGCGGCCCAUGACCUAGGGGUUCGUUAUAUUGGUGGUUGUUGCGGUUUCGAGCCUUACCACAUCCGCGCCAUCUCCGAAGAAGUGGCUGAGGAACGAGGAAAGUUGCCGCCAGCCAGCAAGAAACAUCAACCUUGGGGAAAAUGUCUCGAGCGAAGUCAUAUGGAUUAUGUUAAGAAAAGGGCUGGCCGAGAAUACUGGGAGAACCUUAUUCCGAGCUCCGGCCGUCUCCAGCCUCCAUCGCAUGUGUACGACCCAAGCCCGGAGAAGGACCUAGAGUGAGAGGCUUAGCGUUAGAUAAAAAUGGUGUAUUUUCAGUGUGACAGGUUGACCCCGUAUAGCUUAGUUAAAACCAUACAGAUGGAAAUAUACUAAGAUAAUCAAAUUAAAUGAAUGAAUUCAUUUUAUCUGAUCUAGGGUAUUAUCGAAUGAGCACCGUUUCCAUUACUUCAGAGUCAGCACUUAAUAGGUGCCCUUUGAGAAGCAUGGAUGAGAAACUCUGAAGGGACAGUUGCUGCGGCUGAGGAUACACAUCACGAACCACAAAAGGUAUCCUGACAAUUUUUGAACGCUAAUCCAUGGAAACAACCUACGCAGCUGUUCCAUUCAGUUCUGACUCAUCCUCAACGACGUAUUAUAUUAGGGGCAAACUUGAAAGGUUUGGAACAAACGAAAACCAUACUGUCGUACUAAAUUGACCAGGAUGUCCGGUUGCGUGGUGCUCACUUCUCCAACGAAUCGCCGAGGCAUGAAAAAUAAGAGUCCAAGCUCGUGAAUGAUUCGGAAUCACCAAGACUCGGAAAAAUUCUAAAUUCUAAAGCUUUUAGUAUGAAUGGUUCCUAUUGAAGUUAACGUGGUGAGUUAUGAUGAAUCAUUGCUUAUGUUGAUUCUUCAUGAAUUCAAUCGGUUCAAGAUAUCAAAUGGUAGAAUAAUCAUGUGUAAUCUGGCGUACUAUAUACUAAUGGUAAAGUUUUUUUUUUUUUUUUUUAUAACUCACAGUGAGACUAUGUCUGUUUCACAGUUGCUGCUUUACACCUAGUAUGUAUUGGUCAAGCUCCCUGAAUAAAAUCUUUGUGUAUUA